This is a messenger RNA of Oryctolagus cuniculus (rabbit), 1422 nucleotides long. RefSeq names its product aralkylamine N-acetyltransferase (gene AANAT). Gene Ontology annotation, molecular function: aralkylamine N-acetyltransferase activity. Gene Ontology annotation, cellular component: cytoplasm. Lineage: Eukaryota; Metazoa; Chordata; Mammalia; Lagomorpha; Leporidae. The record is from RefSeq and is a predicted model, not a curated record. Gene Ontology annotation, biological process: melatonin biosynthetic process; circadian rhythm; response to light stimulus.
GAAGACGGCCGGCCUGGGUCCGCCUCUCCCGCUCAACCGGGAGGCUCAGACAGGCUGUUUGGUCUGGGUCUCAGUUCCCUUCCCUACACGGAGGGGCUGACACCCACCUGGAGGGGCCGUCACGCGGGAGGACUGAGGCUGCCUAGAAAGCUCCAUCUUGCGCCUGAGGCACUGAGGUCUCCCUCUGGCCAGGUGCUGGGGGCCCUCCUGGGCCGGAGGUCACUGCCAAGGCCUGGUCACCCCAGGGAGGCAGCAGGAUGUCCACGCUCAGCACCCAGCCCCUGAAACCCAAGGCCCUGCACCCACCACCGGGGUCCCCGGAGUCCCCAGGCCACCAGCGGCGCCACACGCUGCCCGCCAGUGAGUUCCGCUGCCUCACCCCAGAGGAUGCGGCCGGCGUGUUUGAGAUUGAGCGAGAAGCCUUCAUGUCCGUCUCGGGCAGCUGCCCCCUGUACUUGGACGAGAUCCGGCACUUCCUCACCCUGUGUCCAGAGCUGUCCCUGGGCUGGUUCCAGGAGGGCCGCCUGGUGGCCUUCAUCAUCGGCUCACUUUGGGACAAGGAGAGGCUCACCCAGGAGUCGCUGACGCUGCACAGGCCCGGGGGCCGCGUGGCCCACCUGCACGUGCUGGCCGUGCACCGCGCCUGCCGGCAGCAGGGCAAGGGCUCCGUCCUGCUGUGGCGCUACCUGCAGCACCUGGGCGGCCAGCGGGCCGUGCGCCGGGCGGUGCUCAUGUGUGAGGACGCCCUGGUGCCCUUCUACGAGAGGCUCGGCUUCCGCGCCGUGGGCCCGUGCGCUGUCACCGUGGGCUCCCUCGCCUUCACUGAGCUCCAGUGCUCCGUGCGGGGCCACGCCUGCCUGCGCAGGAAGAGCGGUUGCUAAGGGGGCUGCCCGCCUGGCCCCCGGGCCCCUCCUCUGCCCCAGCUGAGUGUGGCCGGAGGGGUUCCCGCCUGCCCCGUGCUCACAGCCGGGUGCCCUGUCCUCUGUGCCUGAGGCCAGGCUGGAUCCCAGGUGCCCAGUCCUUUCCUGUCCACUCGCUCACGCCCACACUCGCUGCCCUUAGUCCUGGACGCAGGGUGCAGGGUCGGCGGUGGCAGCCCUGGGCGCCUCUUCCCCAGCCCAUGGGCACCCCGUGUGUCCCCUCUGCCUCCCCAGGACCCCCUUCUCUCCCAGCUGCCCCCACCCGACCCCAAGCCCUGUGCUGGCUCCUGGGUCCACAGAAAUAAAACAGCUUUGCCCCCAGGGGCUCCUGGUGCGGUGCGGUGCGGUGUGGAGGGUGCAGAGGGUUGCGGGCGAGGCACAGGUGCAGUGAGGGGGCUCGUGGCAGGCAGGACGGAGUGGCCAGGCCUCGCCUUUGCCCCCAGGGCAGGUCCUAGGCGAAGGCAGGGGCGGGUGGCGGCGGGAGAAGCCAGGGGAGUGAAGC